This is a messenger RNA of Haemonchus placei, 528 nucleotides long. The record is from the annotation of a GenBank genome assembly. NCBI's taxonomy places the organism in Eukaryota, Metazoa, Nematoda, Chromadorea, Rhabditida, Trichostrongylidae.
AUGUUAGAAGAGCGUUGUACUGGACCACUCGUUCAGGGCUUGCACCCAGCUACAGGACCCGCAGAGCGCACUUUUCGGGUGGUGAUGUGUGGUGAAGCCGCCGUUGGUAAAAGUAGCUUGGUAAUGAGACUUGUUAGCGGUAAACAUUGUGCCAAUCUACCCAGUACUCUUGGCGUGGACUUCCAUGUAAAAACUGUGAACGUCGAUGGUAGAAACGUGGCACUUCAGCUGUGGGACACAGCGGGACAAGAAAGAUUCCGAUCGUUGUGCAAGUCAUAUUUCCGACGUGCUGACGGCGCCAUAUUGGUUUAUGACGUCUCUUCUGAACAUUCUUUCUUAAAAAUUCGAGAUUGGGUCGACACCAUCAAGGUUUCCAAGUGCUCUCCUGCUUCCACCUUUUUUUUUGUCCAGGAUUCUUCCGGAAAGGAAAUGAUGGCUGUGGAGGACGUGGACGUGCGAGCUGCUGGAGUGAUCCUGUCGCCAAGAACCAAACCAGCUACCGGAUGUUUCAGCAAAUGCAAAGGAUAA